UAGGCGGAAGUCGGGCCUCUUUGCCGUGGCGCCUCGCGGGGGUCAGCCGCUUCAAGAUGAAGCUGAAUAUCUCCUUCCCAGCCACUGGCUGCCAAAAGCUCAUCGAAGUGGACGAUGAGCGUAAACUUCGAACUUUCUAUGAGAAGCGCAUGGCGACUGAAGUAGCUGCCGACGCUCUGGGCGAGGAGUGGAAGGGCUACGUGGUCCGGAUCAGUGGUGGAAAUGACAAACAAGGCUUCCCCAUGAAACAAGGUGUCUUGACCCAUGGCCGGGUUCGCCUGCUACUGAGCAAGGGGCACUCCUGUUACAGACCCAGGAGAACUGGGGAAAGAAAACGCAAAUCAGUGCGGGGCUGCAUUGUCGAUGCCAACUUGAGUGUUCUCAACUUGGUUAUAGUAAAAAAAGGAGAGAAAGAUAUUCCGGGAUUGACUGAUACCACGGUGCCUCGUCGCCUGGGACCUAAGAGAGCAAGCAGAAUUCGCAAACUUUUCAAUCUCUCAAAAGAAGAUGACGUGCGCCAGUAUGUUGUGAGAAAGCCCCUAAACAAAGAAGGUAAGAAACCUAGGACCAAAGCACCCAAGAUUCAGCGUCUUGUUACACCACGAGUUCUCCAGCACAAACGCCGGCGCAUUGCUCUGAAGAAACAGCGGACUAAGAAGAAUAAGGAGGAGGCUGCAGAAUAUGCGAAACUUCUGGCCAAGAGAAUGAAGGAGGCCAAAGAAAAACGCCAGGAGCAGAUCGCCAAGAGACGCAGGCUGUCUUCCCUGAGAGCAUCUACUUCUAAGUCAGAGUCUAGUCAAAAAUAAGGUUUAAGAAUAAUGAAUAAAUAAGAUUGGAUUUCA
This is a messenger RNA of Ochotona curzoniae (black-lipped pika), 842 nucleotides long. RefSeq names its product ribosomal protein S6 (gene RPS6). NCBI's taxonomy places the organism in Eukaryota, Metazoa, Chordata, Mammalia, Lagomorpha, Ochotonidae. The transcript is spliced from 6 exons. Gene Ontology annotation, molecular function: structural constituent of ribosome. Gene Ontology annotation, cellular component: ribosome. The record is from RefSeq and is a predicted model, not a curated record. Bases 57 to 806 code for a protein of 249 amino acids. Gene Ontology annotation, biological process: translation.